AUGGCCGACAACACACCAAACACUCGGAAGUGUCUAGGAGCAGACUGUGCAAAUGAUGCCGGUAAUCUGCAAUGCCCGACAUGUCUAAAGACGGGCGUCAAGGACAGCUACUUCUGCUCCCAGGACUGCUUCAAGAGGAACUGGAGCCAACAUAAAACCACCCACAAGCCAGCCCAAGUCACCCGAUUACACAAUCCAUUCCCAACAUUUCCCUUUACCGGUUCUGUGCGACCCGUCUACCCUCUUUCGCCCAGGCGCACCCUCCCCAAGUCCAUAAAGCACCCUGACUGGGCCGAGACGGGAAUACCAGAGCGCGAGAAUCGCCUCAAUAGAUUUAAGGUUGAUGUUCUGGACGCCAAGGGUCAGGAUGCGAUGCGCAAGGCUUGUCGACUGGCUCGAGAAGUUCUGGACGUCACCGCUGCGGAGCUCAAGCCAGGCAUCACCACAGACUACCUUGACGAGGUGUGCCACAGAGCCUGUGUGGAACGAGAUGCGUAUCCAUCUCCAUUGAACUACAAUCACUUUCCGAAAUCACUGUGCACUUCACCAAACGAGGUCAUCUGUCAUGGGAUACCUGAUCAGCGGGUCCUUCUUGAUGGCGAUAUCCUCAAUCUCGACAUUUCUCUGUACCACGGCGGUUAUCACGCCGACCUGAACGAAACGUACUAUAUUGGCGACCGAGCUAAAGCCAACCCAGACGCGGUCCGGGUGGUUGAAACCACCCGGGAGUGCCUGGACAAGGCCCUCGAACUUAUAAAGCCUGGCACUCCGAUACGCGAGUUUGGCAAGGUCAUCGAGAAGCACGCCCGGUCCAGAGGCUGCAACGUAGUCACUACUUGGGGCGGCCACGGCAUCAACACCGAGUUCCACCCCCCGCCCUGGAUACCACACUAUGCCAAGAACAAGGCAGUCGGGGUGUGCAAGCCCGGCAUGACUUUCACUAUCGAACCGAUACUUACGCUGGGGAAACCCCGCGAGGUUUACUGGCCGGACGACUGGACGAAUACGACAGUUGAUGGCAAGUGGACUGCUCAAUUUGAGCACACCUUUCUUGUCACGGAGUCCGGCGUCGAGGUCUUGACUGCGGGCAACGAAAACUCGCCAGGAGGACCCGUGCCAAUGCCAGUGUCAACGGAUGGGGCCAAGUCUACAGCUUCGGAAAUUGGAGGUGACAGUGCUCCUAGUUGA
Molecule: messenger RNA, 1188 nt
Organism: Diaporthe citri
Lineage: Eukaryota; Fungi; Ascomycota; Sordariomycetes; Diaporthales; Diaporthaceae
Exons: 5
Coding region: 1-1188 (395 amino acids)
Biological process (GO): proteolysis
Molecular function (GO): metalloaminopeptidase activity
Source: RefSeq, a predicted model, not a curated record